CUCUGCGUCUGUUUCCUCCCAUCUGUCCUAAGCUGCUCAGGUGACCCAGGUCUGGGCAGGCUGGUUGCGGCCCUCCUGUCAUCACUCCUCCCUGCUGCUGCCCGCUGUGUGUUAGCAGAGACCCCACCACUACCUCCCCCGACUGGCCUCAGGGUCCUUCGCAAGACUCACCUGUCUGCCGCCCUCCUUGAGUGCCCCUGGAUCCCGCGAGGGGUGCCUGUUUCCUCCUCCUCGCUACCCGGCGCUCAGCUCUGGGCAGGGGAAUUCAGCCUGACUGGUUGUCCAGGAAGCUGCUGUGUGGACUUCCCAGGGUGACCCAGUAUCUCUCUGAGCAGUGUGCCUGUCACGGCUGCCUCCCUCCCUCCGAGCACUGGAACAGGCACAACUGGUGAGGCGUCUGCCUCCUUGGGCCCAUUGUCACACCUGCUGCUGCCCACCCCACCCUGCUCCCUCCUGGCACCGACUCUGCUUCACCAAGGUCCCCGUGUACACACAUGGCAAGGAGGCCAGGAGGAGCCAGGUGCCAGACCCCCUGCAGCCCCGUAACCUGACGCACCUCCAGCCACCACUGUGAGAUGGGAGGCCAGGCACGCCUGUGGUCACCACUGUCAGGUGCACCAUCAGCUUUACAGGCCAAGGGACUCCUCUUGGUUACCUCUUGGUGCCCCCAGGAGGGGGCUGGCCCUGCAGUGCACCGACCACCAAGGGCUGGAGUGUCAUGCUCUAGAAUGAGGUCCUCAGGGUUCCACUGCUCCCUGGACCAGGAAGGUCCUGGUGUCCUUUCCCUGGGAUGGUGUGGGUAGGGCAGGUCCCCAAGCCUGGGGUGUCGGGCUGGGCUUCACUCCUCCUGUAGUCCUGGCCCUCCCUGCCCACCCCCUAAUGUUGCUCGUCCCUGGCAGGGGAAGCGUCAGCUCAGCUCCUGGGCCAGGCUCACCUCCCUUCCUUCCCAGCAGCCUCUGCUGGGUACAUGGUAGAUAUGAUGGGUCAUGACGCCCUUAAAGCAGAUAGCAUCUCCCCGUUGCGGUGGGAAGUGAGCCUGCAAGGUGUGUGAGGAGGCGGCCCUGAGGCUGCCACAUCCCUAGAUUUUUGGGGAUCAUGGCAUGUGUGGGCACCUUGUUCACACUGCAGAGCUUGCUUCAUCCCCACGAGAGGCACACAAUCUCCAGUGAUGGGAAACUGAGGGCUGGCAAAGAGGACCUGUUGCCUUUGUGUGACUGGCCCCAGCAUGGGGGAGCCACAGCCUGGCUGGGUGGAGGCUAUGGCCUUCCACACUGCUCCAGCUUCCUCCCUGUGCCUGUGACCAGCUCCGGAGCCUGCAUGUGGCCCAGGGCCUGCUUCCUAAUCUGUAAAUACGGGUCGUGUGUCCCAGUGGCUGUGAGCUAUUGAGGGGGCGGUGAGGGGGUGGCGAGUGAGCCGGCUGCGCAGGUCCUGCGGCCCCAGGCCUCAUUGUUAGCCAACAGGCAGCUGGGGGCGGGCUGUGGCUGCUUAUUAAAGGCCGCCUGGAGCAGCCUGUGUGGCGACAGGUGCCCAGAAGCCCAGGAAGCCGGUCAGUGCCCGCCCCAGUUUGAGACCUCGCUAUCCCCUUAGGAACAUCACCAUGUCAGAGGCACCCCGGGCUGAGACUUUUGUUUUCCUGGACCUGGAAGCCACUGGGCUCCCCAGUGUGGAGCCUGAGAUUGCCGAGCUGUCCCUCUUUGCUGUCCACCGCUCCUCCCUGGAGAACCCGGAGCGUGAUGAGUCUGGUGCCCCAGUACUGCCUCGGGUCCUCGACAAGCUCACACUGUGCAUGUGUCCAGAACGCCCCUUCACUGCCAAGGCCAGCGAGAUCACUGGCCUGAGCAGCGAGGGCCUGGUGCGGUGCAGGAAGGCCGGCUUUGAUGGGGCCGUGGUGCGAACACUGCAGGCCUUCCUGAGCCGCCAGGCAGGUCCUAUCUGCCUUGUGGCCCACAAUGGCUUUGAUUACGAUUUCCCUCUGCUGUGUGCUGAGCUGCAGCGCCUGGGUGCCCGCCUACCCCGGGACACUGUCUGCCUGGACACACUGCCAGCCCUGCGAGGCCUGGACCACGCCCACCGCCAUGGCACCCGCGCCCGGGGCCGCCAGGGUUACAGCCUGGGCAGCCUCUUCCACCGCUACUUCCAGGCUGAGCCGAGUGCAGCGCACUCAGCCGAGGGUGAUGUGCACACCCUGCUCCUUAUCUUCCUGCACCGCGCCACAGAGCUUCUCACCUGGGCAGAUGAGCAGGCCCGCCGGUGGGCCCACAUUGAGCCUAUGUACUCGCUGCCUGAUGACCCCAGCCUGGAGGCCUAAGCACCAGCGCCACUCCCUAUGCCUAGGACACUGCCAGUGUCCACUGUUCAGCUGGCCUCUACCAACCCCGGCUCCUUUUAUUUGGGCAGCCUCAAGUCUGUGCACCUGCAAGACCUUCCCCGGCUGUCUGACCAGCCACACAGCCCCGGAGUCCUAUCUAGGCCCUGCUUCUGGGGCCGUGCUCCCCCAGUCAGCCUGCAUGCCCAGCAGUUUGCUGUUUCUCAAUAAACAUUGCCAACUACUUA
Messenger RNA from Callithrix jacchus (white-tufted-ear marmoset), 2553 nucleotides. RefSeq names its product three prime repair exonuclease 2 (gene TREX2). Gene Ontology annotation, biological process: DNA catabolic process. The record is from RefSeq and is a predicted model, not a curated record. NCBI's taxonomy places the organism in Eukaryota, Metazoa, Chordata, Mammalia, Primates, Cebidae. Gene Ontology annotation, cellular component: cytoplasm. Gene Ontology annotation, molecular function: 3'-5'-DNA exonuclease activity; nucleic acid binding.